AGAGAGAGAGAGAGAGAGAGAGAGAGAGAGAGAGAGAGAGAGAGAUUGCAAAAUACGUACCUUAAUUAAAUCCAGACCUCCAAGGAAGAGGGAGAAAAACAUUUAAAAAAUAAGAGAUAGAGGAGAUAAAUACUCCAGUGGGGAGGAGGGACGUACAUACAAUGGAACAGGGGAGAGAGAGAGAUUUCAGAGUCCCCAUCAUCUCUUGUUCUUUCUUCCUCUCUUCCCUAACCGGUGGAAUUCUCCUCACCUGUUGGCUUCUUGACGUAAAGGGUUCCCAGCCCUGGUUUCCCAUUUUUUCCUUUGCUUUGAUAGGCCUCCCGUGGAUUUUCUGGUUCCUGACAUACAUCUACGCCUUCAUCAAACCUUGCGUCCGACAAGACUAUGCCGGCGGUGGCAUCGGCAAUCGUGGGAAGCCGGCUGCCAAUUCCGCCAGGAACGUUAGUUUUACAUUCCCAAGUGACCAAACUGUGAAUUCUCCCACCGGAAAAAGGCAAGUGAAGUUUGGGGCGGUGGUUGUGAUGGGUGGCGAUAGGGGUAGCGGAGAGCAGAGUGGAAACUCUGCCGGCGGUGGUGCUAGCAAUUUUUCGGGUGCUUCGUCGAGCGAAAAUGAAAGGCCAUUAAAUUUAAAUGUAUCCUUCUCUUCUUGACAUUACAUGCUAAGUGCUUAAUUUAUAUAUUUUGCAUCUUUAUUUUUUUUUCUUUUCAUGUUCUUGAGGCCUCUUGGGUUAAUAUCCAUCCAUGUUGAAUAUAUAGUAGCAUCAUAUAAUAUAAGACCAUGAAAAACAAUUGG
This is a messenger RNA of Rhododendron vialii, 793 nucleotides long. RefSeq lists its product as uncharacterized. Bases 162 to 650 code for a protein of 162 amino acids. NCBI's taxonomy places the organism in Eukaryota, Viridiplantae, Streptophyta, Magnoliopsida, Ericales, Ericaceae. The record is from RefSeq and is a predicted model, not a curated record. The transcript has a single exon.